ACAGAGGAGAGGAGACAAAAAAAAAAAAAAAAGCGUAAAAAUGAAAUAGAAGAUAGAAAAAGAAAUAAGGAAAGGAAAACUAGGAUAAUGAAGAACUCGUGUGAAAACAAAGAAAACAUGCCUUCCUUGAUUAGUGGAGCCUUAGAUGACCCGCGGACCUAUCAAGCCAGCAGAGGAGCGUGGAGGAGACAGGAGGCUCAGGUGCGUUUCACCGGGAGAACUAGACUGGAGGGGACGGAACACAACGAGCGGGCAGCGUGUGUCUGGAAGGCAGUGGAGGCUGAUGACCACACUGACCACUGCCCCACCCGUCUACUGCCGCCACUCUGUCCGUCCCAGGCGGUUGUACUGGAUGCCGUGUCGCUCCUCAGCAAGACAGGGACGAAUCUAAAUGAAAACAAUUGGUGUGGGGACUGUCUGGUGUUGGUGCCGCUGCCUCGCUCGUCACGUAAGUCCCGAGAGUCACACUGAGGUUACGUGUGUGCUGAGUCUCCCCCGCAGCGGCUCUCACUCUCAGGGACACAGGUUUAGCAUCCCCUCACCCCGGGAUGGCCGUUGGGUGAGGCUACCAUAACCACCACAACCACAACCAUAAGCACCAUCCACCUGUAUUACUGUAACUGAUGCCUCUCAACAUCCACCACUUCAGCCACCUCCUCUUCCUCCUUCUCUUCCUCCUCCUCCUUCUCCUCCUCCUUCUCCCCCUCCUCCACCUCCUCCUUUUCCUCCACCUCUGCCUUCACCCAAGCCAGAGACGUAAUGGAU
Molecule: messenger RNA, 765 nt
Organism: Portunus trituberculatus (swimming crab)
Lineage: Eukaryota; Metazoa; Arthropoda; Malacostraca; Decapoda; Portunidae
Exons: 5
Coding region: 88-471 (127 amino acids)
Source: RefSeq, a predicted model, not a curated record